AUUUUAUUUGAUUCUCCAGAUUCAUUCAUUCACUUAUUCUUACUGAGUGCUCUCUCUCGAGAUCGAUCCAAUGGGAUUGAGAUAUGGCGGGAGAAAGCUCUCUUUCGAUAUUCUCAGCGACGAUGGUUUUGCUGACGAAGAAAUUCCAUUGUACAGAUCGAAUUCAGAUCCACUUGGUCAAAAUGGCACAGAUGGAGAUCUUCUCUCUCCCGGAGAUAAGCCGAAUCGUCGGAAGCGGAAGAACAAGGGCUGGAAAAAGAAGAAGAAGAUUUCGUCUUCCAUAGAGGAGGACCCGAUCACCGAUAAGGCUGUUGAUUCGGUGUUUGAUAAUCAGGAACCGUUUUACUAUGAUAAUGGUUCUUGUACGAAUGAAUUGGUAUCGGAAUUCCAGAGUUGCCUGAUCCAAACUGUUAUCUGUGAGGAGGUGACAGUCACGGAAGACAACGUUGCGACUGUUCGAACUGUGCAUCAGGUUUCAGAGCCUGAUUUUCAGGGCUUUCAUGGAGACCGGAAUCCGUUUGUGGAAUUGAGACAGAGGAACGUGACCGUGAAAGGGGGUGGUGGGUGUGAUAAGCCGGUAUUGCAGAGCGACGAGCCUGUGAAGGAGGAGAGCAGUGCAGGAACGAAUUCGUCAGCUCAAAAGAAUAAUGGAAGUGUAAUCCCCAAAUUAGAAACCGCGCAAUCGCUGGACUGGAAGCAAUUCAUGUCAGAAGAUCCGAAAAAUCUUUCUUGUGUGGAAAAGUCACCUGUGAAAUAUUUCUUGGAAGUAAUGAAUAGUGGAAAUUCUCUAAGGAACACAACAGUUAUAGGAAACGAGAAAGAACGGGAGAGAGUCUACGAUACUAUCUUCCACUUGCCAUGGAGAUGUGAACUGCUUAUUAAUGUUGGGUUCCUUGUCUGUUUCGACUCAUUUCUUUCAUUGCUAACUAUAAUGCCAGCAAGGGUUGUGACGACAUUCUGGAGAUUUCUCAAUACUAGGCAGUUCCGGAGACCAUGUGCAGCAGAGCUGUCUGAUUUUAGCUGUUUGAUUGUGAUGGCCUUUGGAGUCACCCUUUUACAGCGGACAGAUAUCAGCCUAAUAUAUCACAUGAUCCGUGGUCAAGGAGCUGUCAAACUCUAUGUGGUUUAUAAUGUGUUAGAAAUAUUUGACAAACUGUGUCAAAAUUUUGGUACGGACAUGCUCCAAACACUAUUCAGUUCAGCAGAGGGGCUUGCAAAUUGUUCGCCAGAAAAUAUGAGAUUUUGGCUCUGGAGAUUCAUCUGGGACCAAACAUUGGCUGUUGUUGCAUCUAUUGCCCACUCAUUCAUCUUAUUAGCUCAGUCUAUCACUUUAUCCACAUGUAUUGUUGCUCACAAUAAUGCCAUACUGGCUUUGCUGAUAUCAAAUAAUUUUGCGGAGAUCAAAAGCAAUGUAUUCAAACGUUUUAGCAAGGACAACAUUCACAGUCUGGCAUGCCAUGAUUCAGUGGAGAGGUUCCACAUUUCAGCGUUUCUUUUAUUUGUGCUUGCUCAGAAUAUUCUGGAGGCUGAAGGUCCUUGGUUUGGAACUUUUAUUUAUAAUGCUCUCCUUGUUUACAUAUGUGAAGUGAUAAUAGAUAUCAUUAAGCAUUCAUUUGUUGCAAAGUUCAAUGAGAUAAAGCCCAUUGCAUUCUCCGAGUUUCUGGAACAGCUUUGCAAGCAGACAUUAAAUAUUGGAUCCGAGGAUGGGAAGAAAAAUCUUAGUUUUGUCCCCUUGGCACCAGCAUGUGUGGUUAUCCGGGUUCUUACUCCAGUAUAUGCAGCUCACCUUCCCUAUGGUCCCCUUCCAUGGAAGAUGCUUUGGAUCUUCAUCUUGUCAGCCAUUACCUACGUAAUGUUGGCAAGCCUUAAGGUGAUGAUUGGCAUGGGCCUAAGAAAGCAUGCAAUUUGGUAUGUCAAGAGGUGCGAGAAAAGAAAACAUCAUCUUGAUUGAUUUAAAGAGGAUGAUAAAUAUGGCUAACCAUACACAGAUUACUUCAUGACCAUACACCAUAAGAACAUGACAGGACCUUUCAGUGCCAUUAAGGCACACGGAUCUGGAUCAUCUUUGUUGCUCGUACUAUAAACCAUCACUGGAUUGGUGAAGUGGAAACGAAUUCAUGGGUAGGAGCUGCUGCUGCUGCAGCGUGUUCAUGCUAUGGAAGCAUAUGCCAGAAUGUAUACUCGUAUCUUUUGUUCUCUC
Molecule: messenger RNA, 2200 nt
Organism: Telopea speciosissima
Lineage: Eukaryota; Viridiplantae; Streptophyta; Magnoliopsida; Proteales; Proteaceae
Product: protein POLLEN DEFECTIVE IN GUIDANCE 1-like
Exons: 11
Coding region: 71-1951 (626 amino acids)
Biological process (GO): maintenance of protein localization in endoplasmic reticulum
Cellular component (GO): endoplasmic reticulum membrane
Source: RefSeq, a predicted model, not a curated record